CCAAGAUAAUCACCCAGCAUCAACUUAUCACACCAAAAUAUCUUCCUAACUUAAAGUUGGUCACUCACGUCGCCAUACACAAGGCUGAAAUGAUUUCCAUUGGUCUCAAACGCAAAUGGGAAGAUACAGAGUAUGAUUCAGACGACGAUGAACCAUCUUUCGGAAAACAAACAUUGCCCGUGGCCAAUCUGCCUAUGGACUUUGACCGCGAGCCAGAAGAUGGACUGCAAUAUCUGUUUACGGUCAGACGCGAUGCACGGCGGCUACCGCACGUCACGAGGGUCGCUAACCCGUACGAACUGCCCGAACUUGUCCCGCCGCCUGAUUUUGUGCAGCCCGACAGCUCACGUAGCAACCUUCCCUCUGAACUUUGGCGCUCUACUUUCUUAACACACUUUCGAAAUCUCAGAAAGAAUAUCGCUCAACCAACCAUCCACGUACAUAUUGAUCCACAUGGGUCACGGAAGGCUAUGCCAGAUAAGAAAGAAAGAGAUCUAUGGUGGACAUUUCUCGCCGGUUCACCGGAAUCGGACUGGAACCCACCAAAAAAAACAAAGAAAAUGUCGAAGAAAAAUAGAUCCUCCGGUCGUAUGUCAGCGUUUUGCGACGAGUUAGAGGUGGAAUAUAACACUCAUGACCAGCAAAAUUGUGACGAAACUCACGAGACCUGGCGUAUCAAUUCAGACGGCGACAUUGAACUCGCGGAGGAUAAUCUAGCAGAUACACCAUCAUCCGCAGCUGAGCCACGUCCAAAUAGUUCUGGAUUAUCUAUGUCAACAGCGGCGACAGAAUUCCGAAACACGAGUCCCCUGUCAACUCGUCCAGGCCCGGAACAGCAUUUUAACCCUCGUGAGAUCACCCCCUUAUUGCUGCAAAAAAUAGAUCAUAAUUUAUCCCUCCACCUUCUUAUGUACUUCGCUCACUGGAUGAAUAUCCACCUGCAGCACCCCGCUGAACCAACCUUUGCGAUCCUUGAGAGUCAUGCACGUUGGAUGUUUGCGUUGUUGGCUAAAGUGGAAGACUUCAUUUCAGCGGAUGACAUGAGCCAACUUAGGAGCCUAGCCCGCGCUUGUCUGGAGCUACUUGUUCGGCGACGGAAGGCCGGGGGGCCUGGAGUGCCUGAUGAUUUGUCACCCGAGAUUGGAAUGGCUGAAACAUCAUGCUGGAUAAUUUUUACUGCCGUCUCUGGCAUAUGGGGCCAAAGUGAUCUUUGGCGGGACGCGGAGACAUUAUUGGCGAGUGCUUAAUGUCGUAUGGCUAUAUCACAUCACUGGUUACCUUGAAGCUAAUUCAUCCGCGCUGAACGGCCCGCUGGUUGAUCGUGAACGCUCGUAUACACAGCAAGACGGAAACGCCAUUUGUCGACUUCCGCUUUCAAUUUCAAGUCGGAGACAUGAUUGUAAUGGUGUUUGGCGCGUGAAGCAAUGAACGACCGGUACUUCAUUCCGAUGGUGUCGGGCGUUCUCUGCGCUUCGCACCUCUCGGUGCUCAUGCAUGAUGAAUGGACGAAGCCCGGGCCUUAGACGUUCUCUUCGUCGGAAGUUCGGACAGAAAGACCUUAUAAUAGUUAUCUCUCUUGCUUAUCACACGUUGUACC
Suillus subaureus is the source of this 1597-nucleotide messenger RNA. RefSeq lists its product as uncharacterized. Gene Ontology annotation, cellular component: nucleus; SMN complex; small nuclear ribonucleoprotein complex. The record is from RefSeq and is a predicted model, not a curated record. The transcript has 4 exons. Bases 90 to 1247 code for a protein of 385 amino acids. NCBI's taxonomy places the organism in Eukaryota, Fungi, Basidiomycota, Agaricomycetes, Boletales, Suillaceae. Gene Ontology annotation, biological process: spliceosomal snRNP assembly.